AUGUCUGUUCUCCUCGACACUACUGUAGGAGAGAUAGUAGUAGACUUGGAGGUUAAGAAGGCGCCCAAGACUUGUGAGAACUUUGUCAAAUUAUGCAAGCUGAAAGCCUACAACAAUGCACUCAUCCAUACUGUACAAGCGGAUUUUAUAUGCGAAAUCGGUGACCCGGGGGAUAAUACAUGUGCAGCCUAUCGAUUGGCGAAGAUGAACGGAAAAGAGGCACCGAAAUUCGUGGACGAUGAAAUUAGGCCAGAUUUGAAACACGAUAGGAUUGGUACCGUGGCUAUGGCAUCGACUGGUCCUGGUGAAAAUGGCAUGCAGUUUUACAUCACUUUGAGAGAUGAUGUUUCCUAUCUUAAUGGUAAACAUUCCAUUUUCGGGUAA
Molecule: messenger RNA, 384 nt
Organism: Perkinsus marinus ATCC 50983
Lineage: Eukaryota; Perkinsozoa; Perkinsida; Perkinsidae
Product: peptidyl-prolyl cis-trans isomerase, putative
Exons: 3
Coding region: 1-384 (127 amino acids)
Biological process (GO): protein peptidyl-prolyl isomerization
Cellular component (GO): nucleus
Molecular function (GO): peptidyl-prolyl cis-trans isomerase activity
Source: RefSeq, a predicted model, not a curated record